Electrophorus electricus (electric eel) is the source of this 1701-nucleotide messenger RNA. RefSeq names its product mitochondrial calcium uniporter regulator 1 (gene mcur1). NCBI's taxonomy places the organism in Eukaryota, Metazoa, Chordata, Actinopteri, Gymnotiformes, Gymnotidae. The record is from RefSeq and is a predicted model, not a curated record. Gene Ontology annotation, biological process: calcium import into the mitochondrion; positive regulation of mitochondrial calcium ion concentration. Gene Ontology annotation, cellular component: mitochondrial inner membrane; mitochondrion.
CCUAAAUGGAAGGCGACAGUCGAUGAAAGGGAGUGGGUGUUGAGUGAUUUUUAUUUUGGUAAUUAUUUUAGUAAUUAUUUUAGCAAUUAUUUUGGUAGCUUAUGAGAACACCAACUUAAAGGCUAUAACAGCUCGAUGGUGCACGGUUAUAAGGCCGCAUGUAAAGCUCUCUCUGCUCGCUGGCUUGGAAACACACCGGACGUGUCUGCCUUUAUGCGUUUGUAUCGUGUCUCUUGUAGUCUCUCUAAAAUGUUAUUUAAGAAAAAAGGGAAACCGCGUUUUACUUUUGCAUCUGGACAUCCGUGUGCCAGGACGGAGGCGAAUUGCGGAACGGAAACUCUGCCGCGUUUCACAGGCCUGCGGAGGCCGAUGGUCAGAGAGUUGUGCACCACCAGCAAAGCAAUGCAGUAUGAUGGGAGCAGGUCAGAAAUCACAAAGCCUGGUCACAGAAAGCUUCUCUUUGAUACACAAGCACUUGUUCGACUCCUAGAAGACAGCGGGUUCACAAUCCAACAGGCUAAAGUUUUCGUUAAUAUGCUGGUCAACACAACCAACUCCAACAUGGAUAUAAUGUAUAAUGACAUGGUCACAAAGACUCAGCAAGAAAUCAUGUUGCAGAAAGUUAUGUCUCAUAUUGCUGCUGUGAAAAAAGACAUGAUCAUUUUGGAAAAAAGUGAGUUUUCAACAUUACUGGCAGAGAACGAAAGAAUCAAGGUGGAACUUGCACAACUGAACAUGCAGCUCUCUGAUAUGAUGAAUAAAGUAUGUCUAGAUAACAAGCUGGACGUGAACUUGGAAAAGAGCCAAGUGAAAGAAAUGAAAGCAGAACAUGAAAGGAAGCUUCUUCAAACAAGGCAUGAUGUGAUGGAGAUGAUGGCUGAGCAAGACCGCCAUGUGACUCAGAAUAAUAUGAAAAUUGACACAGAAGUGGCUGGCCUGAAAACGAUGCUAGAAUCCCACAAACUGGACAGUAUCAAAUAUCUAGCAGGGUCCGUGUUCACGUGUCUUACAGUAGUACUGGGAUUCUAUCGCAUAUGGAUGUGAAUUCAGGGAGUUGAUUACGGUCUCACUGAACAGUUGAUGCCUCCAAAAAUAAAAAAUAAAAUCAACACAACCUCACAUUCAAAAGGAGUCACUUGCAGUCAGCCGAUGAGGACAUUCCAGUAAGGACUGCCACUACUCUAGCAGAUGAGUCAUUGGUUGGGUCAUUUCUACCGCUCCUGAGUCUAUGGAAAACUUUUCAGUGUCAUCAUUGCUACACACAUUUCUGCCGCUAGCCAUAUUGUUUUAUUUACAUUGAACUUCGUCACUGUACUGUAUGCUAGGUUUUUUGGCAUAUUACAACCUGACUAUAUGCAUUAUAUGUUUGAGACUCAGGCUUAUGUUGUCUUUUGGUGGGCCCAAAUGUAAUCUCAGUGAUUUUGUUUUUAUUGACUUCAGUCUCAUUGAUUGUAUGGACUGAAUUAAACUCAAAACAUUAUUGAAUUAUAUAUUAUAUAUCUACAUAAUUUUGAAUGAAAUGUAUGGUUCAUUUGUGUAUGUGUAACCUUUAAAAAAAAGAUUCCCAGAAAAGCUGACAUUUAUUUAUAGUGCUGGCACUGGCCCACUGAUUACAGUUUGAGUGGGUUUUUAAAUUUUUAAUAAAUUUGCAACAAUUGCAAACAAACUUUUUUCACUUUGUCAUUAUGGGUUAUUUCGAGG